Messenger RNA from Rubroshorea leprosula, 1529 nucleotides. The record is from the annotation of a GenBank genome assembly. NCBI's taxonomy places the organism in Eukaryota, Viridiplantae, Streptophyta, Magnoliopsida, Malvales, Dipterocarpaceae.
CUCCGGCAUUUCAGUUUCCUCAUCCGCGAUUCAAUUGUUCCCUGCCGGUCUCGCCGUCGAUCAAAGUAAUCCAAUUUCCGGCGUUCUUUCUUUCUGAAUUUUCGACAUUAUCUCUCAAACUCAGCAGAUCAAAACCUUAGAAAGAACCGGAACUGUUUAAUUUUUCUGAAUCCGGUCAACCCGUUUUCAAUUUCCUCGUCUCCGAUUCCACCGCUCCUUUUCGGUCUUGCCGUCGAUCAAUUUAAUCCAAUUCAGCUGCUCCUCUUUUCUGAGGUUUCGCUACUUUCUCUUCAAAUUCGCCUAACGCAAACCCUACCAAGUGCUAGAGUUGUUUAAUUUCUCUGAAUCCGCCUACCAGUUUUUCAAUUUCCUCAUCCCGAUACGCUCCCCAUCGGUCUUGCCGGUGAUUACGAAAUGAAUUUGGGAAAAUCUAGCAUCAGGAUUCAAGACCAUUAGUAGGUGAAUUGAGAAAUAAUGUGUAGUUCCUUUUCAUAUUCAGCUUAUGGGGUAAAGUCAAGUUCUUUCAUGUGCCUAAAAGUGACAGAAACAGUUUAGAGAGGAGGCUGUAGGUUAACCCUCCUUCCUAGUUGGUUCAACUACUCAUCUAAGUCAGUGUGAGGAGAGGAAUUUAGUCCAACCAUAUUUCCAGUAUGUCGUAGGCACGAAGGGAAGCACUAUUUUGAGCAUUUCAUACGCAUUUCCAUGCAUGAAGAAAGAGCAUUUGAAAUUCAUAUUUUUAUUGUCAAGCAAGUCACUUCUAUGGUUUAAUUUUGUAAAAGAUUUGCAAGGUCAGAACUUCUUAACAAUUAUUUCAUUAUUUUGGAAUGACUGCCAAGGGUAAGAGAAAAGAAAGGCAAGUGGAAAAGUAAUUUUGACUUUUGAUCCUUCACAGAAUUUAAUAAUUAAACCAAAUGAAAUUUAAAUCCCAAAUGGGCCGAAAGAGAUAAUCCAAUCCAAUGCACGCAUGUGGAUCACUUUAUCUCCUUUCACCAAACAUUACUGGCCCACCACCACCUUCUGCAUGUGGGGAGGGGACCUUGGCUCUUAGACAAUUCUUUAUAAGCUUAUGUAAACAAUUUGCCCCUCUUUUUGUUGUCUUUAUUUUCCUACUUCCUUUGCACAUGCUUUAUUUUCCUUUCUAGACUGCUGAGACAAAUUGGGCUUACCUAGAUUUUCACACAUUUGGCUCAACUCUAGGAACACAAAAUAGUGAUUUUUAUUUUGAAUCUAAUAAAAUGAGUGCAAUUUUGCAGUUUUAGAUUGCAAAACUGAGACCAUUAAAUAAGGGGGCUUACUUUAUCUUGAUGUUGUGUAGUUAGGAGGACUAUACAACAGUUUUGUUUUAUAUACAGAAAUAUUAUGGGUGUUCUAUCUUAAAUGAUUCUAACUUUUUUUUUUCUUGUAGGAAAUGGAGUUGACGUUUAAUUGUAGCUGGUGGUCGAGUAUUGCUAAUUAUGUUAAGCUUUUCUAUUGUGUUAAUGGACAAAUAUUUUUGAUUUGUUCAUUUUGAAUACAACAUUUUUUAUAUU